AGGGACGCAACUCUAGCAGUCAGACGAUUUCAAGAAAUCCAACGCACUUGAGUCUUGACAUUUGCUAAAUAGCCGUACAUACAAAAGUCGCCCGAGUGUCAGCAACAGUAUUAUGGACAAAAGUUCAGUCGGGAGCAGGUCAAAACAGCCCAAUCUCAAAAUGGCCUCAAAAAGGUAAAGUCAAAACGGACACAACCUUUAGUCAAAACAGCCACAGAAAAAAGUCAAAACGGACACAACCUUUAGUCAAAACAGCCACAGAAAAAAGUCAAAACGGACACAACCUAUAGUCAAAACAGCCACAAAGAAGUCAUAACAACCACACAGAAAAAAGAAGAAGAAAAACUCAAAGUGGAUCAUGGGCCAGGCUGCAUCAAAGCAAGAAGAGUUUUGGGAAGCCUGUGGUUUUGGUCGACCACACAUCGUCAGACACUUCAUUCAGGAAGGCAUUGAUGUAAACUGGAGAUCCUACACUCAUGACUGUUGUCCAAUCCACGUUGCUUCCCAAGGGAAGCCUGAGAUUGUCCAACUCCUGCUGGAGGCCAAAUGUGAUGUCAAUGUAACAGAUAUUCGAGGCAACACUGCUCUGCAUCACGCAGCUAUGAAGGGACAUGCUGACAUCAUGGAGACACUGAUCAAAGCAGGAACUCAGCUGGAUGCUCAGGACAAAAAUGGCUGGACGGCCCUGCACAAUGCAUGCUACUGGUGCUACCCCGCGGCGGUCAAGGUGCUGAUUCACCAUGGCUGUGACGUCCAUCUAGCAAACAAGGAUAACCGAACAGCUCUUCAUGAAACUGCAAGGUCAAAGGGCACCGAUGACCGCAAACUGAGUGCAAUCACCGAGCAGCUUGUCACAGCAGGAAGUGAUGUCAAUGCUAAGGGCAGUGACCUUGGGGAGGUUGACUUCACAUCCCUGAUGUUUGCUUCCUACCAUGGACACCCUGAAGUGGCCACAGUGCUCAUAGAGGCAGGGUGUCACCUCAACGACUGUGGCUCAAACUGGUGGACGUCACUGCACUGGGCAGCUGACCGUGGUCAGGAGGAACUGGUGUACAUCCUACUUGAGGCAGGGGCUGACCCAACGAAGAAAGGAACUCGGGGAGAACUUGCCGCAGAUCGUGCCAAGACUGAGGACAUGAAGGAAGUCCUGCGCAAUGCUGCCACCAUGUACAAGGAACUGAAGGCUCUCGAAAAACAGAACAUGUCUGAUUCAUCAGUUCGCCUUUCACGAGCAAGUUGUUGCAGUACAACCAGCCUGAACCACUCACCCAGCAAGUCUGGGCCUCAUGGUCUCGUUGAAGGGGGCCAGCUGUCACCACCAAUGAGUCCUUCAAAGCAAAGUGACCUUGCUUCUCUGAUUGAGAAGAUCAAUCAGACGACAGUGAAGCUGCAACAAAUGGCAAGGCAUGAUAGGUGCAGGGAGGCUGGCCACAGUAACACUCAAGAUGUGUCAAGAUCAGACACUGGCCACAGUAACACUCAAGAUGCCUUAAGAUCAGACACUGGCCACAGUGACACUCAAGAUGUGUCAAGAUCAGACACUGACCACAGUAACACUCAAGAUGUGUCAAGAUCAGACACUAGUGACAGUAACAAUCAAGAUGCCUCAAGAUCAGGCACUGGCAACAGUAACACUAAAGAGGUCUCAAGAUCAGAGACUUGUGACAGUAACACUCAAGAGGCCUCAAGAUCAGACACUGGUGAUCAUAGAGGAGAUUUGGAGGACAUCAACAAAGAUGCACACAUCUCCGUCGGAGAGUUGGAGAAGGAUGUUACUCAACAAAACAUGUACCUUCAUAUUGUGCCACAGUGUGAGAGACACAGUGAUACUCAUAAAACAUGUGACAAAUCUGAUUUGGCUCACACGGACCAGCAAGACAUGCCCAAGGUUGAGACGACUAUAUGAUACCCCACAGCCCUGUACUGCAUGGUGCAUUGUAUAGACUAAACCUUCCAUCAGGUGAUUACUCGCUACAUACGUAUUUUUAAGCUGACAUAAUUCAACACAUGUUAUAUGUAUAAGUGAGUAGAUAUUGCUUAACUACACAUCACCAAUCUUGCAGCUAUAAUCCUAUCACUUAUUCCUACUUUUGCAUUAUGUUCAGUUUGUUUGAAGAUUGUGCAUAAUAUUGUACAUGCCAAUGAAUACGUGAUAUUUUGAGUAAACACUUCUACUUGUCAUCAUGGCUACAUUAGAAGGCAUGUAGAUUUUGCAUGGUAGAUAUUGAUAUGAACCUGCUUGACACAUCCUUCAAACUUUACUUUUUUUGUCAUCUUGUAUUAAAAAUUAUACUUAUGGUGCCAAUAAAACUGUGUUUCUUCUU
Molecule: messenger RNA, 2324 nt
Organism: Haliotis rufescens (red abalone)
Lineage: Eukaryota; Metazoa; Mollusca; Gastropoda; Lepetellida; Haliotidae
Product: poly [ADP-ribose] polymerase tankyrase-like
Exons: 11
Coding region: 359-1906 (515 amino acids)
Cellular component (GO): nucleus; cytoplasm
Molecular function (GO): protein binding
Source: RefSeq, a predicted model, not a curated record